Messenger RNA from Gongylonema pulchrum, 1074 nucleotides. NCBI's taxonomy places the organism in Eukaryota, Metazoa, Nematoda, Chromadorea, Rhabditida, Gongylonematidae. The record is from the annotation of a GenBank genome assembly.
AUCAUUGAUAGACAAUGUACGAAAUCCGUCGCUGUUACGAGCAAAAUUUAUUCAAAAAGUUUUUAUGGGAUUUUUUCUUGGCACGCUAUAUUUGCGAACCAAUAUGGACCAGGAUGGUGUGAUCAAUAUCAAAGGAGCUUUAUUUUACUACAUUUCCGAAUUGACGUACUCAACAGUUUUCGGCAUCCAGACAUUCUUGCCAGCCGAUUUCCCGCUGUUGGUUCGAGAAUACCACGAUGGAAUCUAUCCUGUUGCAUGCUAUUACAUCGCAAAAGUGUUUUCAUAUUUGCCAAUUUUUACGGUUGAUGGCAUAUGUAUGGUGUGUAUCAGUUACUAUAUGAUCGGCCUCUAUCCAGCGCCUGCAACAUUUCUAACCACUGUGGCUACUUGUAUUCUAAUCGAGUGGUCUGCCGCCAGUAUUGGAAUUAUGUUGAGCUCGGUCUCUCCAUCCUACGCGAUCGCGGUUUCUGUAUCAGGGCCUCUGCUAACAGUCUUCUCGAUAACCGGUGGUCUUUAUACUAAUAUCAGAAUGAUUCCCGAAAGUGUUCGAUGGGUGUUUUCAUAUUUGCCAAUUUUUACGGUUGAUGGCAUAUGUAUGGUGUGUAUCAGUUACUAUAUGAUCGGCCUCUAUCCAGCGCCUGCAACAUUUCUAACCACUGUGGCUACUUGUAUUCUAAUCGAGUGGUCUGCCGCCAGUAUUGGAAUUAUGUUGAGCUCAAUCUCAACUCAUUUAAAGUACUCUUCAUCGAAUAAAAGCAGCGUGCAUUUGCAGGUCUCUCCAUCCUACGCGAUCGCGGUUUCUGUAUCAGGGCCUCUGCUAACAGUCUUCUCGAUAACCGGUGGUCUUUAUACUAAUAUCAGAAUGAUUCCCGAAAGUGUUCGAUGGGUGCAGUAUUUUAGCUGGUAUAUCCCAGCAAGUUCGUGUGAAAGUAGCGGUGAAGCGGUGAUAGGUAAUCUAUAUUUCGAAGAUCGAAAUCAGUAUUUCAAUAUGGGCGCAAUGCUCUUCUACGUUAUAUGCGUUUUCCUCAUUGGUUACAUUGGGCUCGUAGUGCGUGUACUGUUGUCACGUUGAAU